This is a messenger RNA of Aspergillus viridinutans, 1023 nucleotides long. RefSeq lists its product as uncharacterized. The transcript has 2 exons. NCBI's taxonomy places the organism in Eukaryota, Fungi, Ascomycota, Eurotiomycetes, Eurotiales, Aspergillaceae. The record is from RefSeq and is a predicted model, not a curated record. The coding region runs from base 1 to 1023 and encodes 340 amino acids.
AUGAUUCGCGUUGUUCUAUUCGGAUCGCAAAAUGAUGCGUCUCGCGACGGUGCUCCUGCUUUUAACCCCGCGCAAGAUAUCCCGUCGAUGGCAGGCAAGGUCAUCUUCAUCACGGGCGCCGCAGGUGACCUCGGCCAACAAACGGCCAUAGAGCUGGCUCGUUAUGGCCGGCCUAGCCGCAUCUACAUCGCAGAUCUGCCACGCGACGACGACGCCAAACAAGCUCUGACCCACCAGAUUGCUUCCGAGGCUUACGGAGACUCCAUACCCCCCACCGUGGAAACGGCCGUCACAACGUCGACCGAGAUCCGUUUUCUCGAUUUGGACCUUGCGUCUUUCGAUAGCGUUCGAAAAUGCGCCCAGACGUUUGCUGCUCAAGAACAACGUCUGGACAUUCUCAUCUUGAAUGCAGGUAUCAUUCGCGUCCCUCCGGCAACAACCAUGGAAGGCUACGAGACCCAUUUUGGGGUCAAUUAUCUCGGCCAUGCGCUUUUGACCCGUCUGGUAAUGCCGAUCCUGCUUCACACAACGCAGCAACAGCCCGGCGCCGAUGUACGCAUCGUUGUUGUGUCAAGCGAGGGACACGUUUCAGCACCUAAACAAGGCGUCGAUUUUGACCUUGUCAAGACCAGCUGUGCGAAUCUGCCAUAUCCAAAGCGCUACGGCCAGAGCAAAGCAGCCCUCAUUGGCCUAAUGAAAGAGCUCAGCCGCGACUAUCCACAGAUUAAAACAGUCGCUAUACAUCCAGGGAGAAUUCUUACGGGCAUGGCUAGGUCAUUGUGGAAAGAAAGUACCCCUGCACGCUUGACCAAGCCUAUUGCACCAUUCUUCUGUGUGCCUGUGACUACCGGGAUCAGAAAUCAUCUAUGGGCCGCCACGAGCUCAGAGGUGGUAAGCGGCACGUAUUAUGAACCUGUGGGCGUACCUGGAAAGUUAUCGCCCGCCUUACAGGAUCAGACGUUUCCGAAACGACUCCGAGAGUGGACCGAUAACGCCUUGGGCGGAAUCGAGUCUCUUGGGUAG